UCGGGGAUAACGCGGCGCGUCCUCCCGCAGGCACCCCCAGCCACCAUGGUGAAGGAGACCGAGUACUACGACAUCCUGCAGGUGAAGCCCAACGCCUCCUCCGAGGAGAUCAAGCGCGCCUACCGCAAGCUGGCGCUGAAGUACCACCCCGACAAGAACCCCAGCGAGGGCGAGCGGUUUAAACUUAUAUCCCAGGCAUAUGAAGUUCUGUCGGACCCAAAGAAAAGGGACCUCUAUGACCAGGGUGGGGAGCAGGCUAUUAAAGAAGGAGGCCUGAGUGGCGGCAGCUUCUCUUCACCCAUGGACAUCUUUGACAUGUUCUUUGGUGGUGGAGGCCGAAUGAAUAGAGAGAGAAGAGGCAAAAAUGUCGUGCACCAGUUAGGUGUCUCCCUUGAAGACUUAUAUAAUGGUAUUACAAGGAAACUGGCACUGCAAAAGAAUGUUAUUUGUGCAAAGUGUGAAGGUUAUGGUGGAAAGAGAGGGGCGGUAGAAAAGUGUCCUGUGUGCAAAGGAAGAGGAAUGCAAGUCAUAGUGCAGCAGAUUGGCCCUGGCAUGGUGCAGCAGAUCCAGACCGUGUGUCCAGAGUGCAAAGGCCAGGGGGAAAGAAUCAACCCCAAGGACAGGUGUGACAACUGCAACGGCUGCAAGGUGGUGAGAGAGAAGAAGAUAAUAGAAGUGCACGUUGAUAAAGGUAUGAAAGAUGGUCAGAAGAUAGUGUUCCAUGGAGAAGGGGACCAGGAACCCGAUUUGGAGCCUGGGGAUGUUAUAAUUGUGCUUGAUCAGAAGGAUCACAGUGUCUUUCAGAGACGAGGGCACGACUUGAUCACAAAAAUGAGAAUUCAACUCUCCGAGGCUUUGUGUGGCUUCAAAAAGACCAUCGAGACUCUGGAUAACAGAGUUCUUGUCAUAACAUCUAGGCCAGGUGAGGUGAUCAAACACGGUGACCUAAAGUGCAUCUACAACGAAGGGAUGCCCGUCUACAAAUCCCCCAUGGACAAAGGCAGCCUAAUCAUACAAUUCCUGGUCCAGUUCCCAGAGCACCACUGGCUCCCCAGGGAGAAGCUGCCUCUGCUGGAAGCUCUGCUGCCUUCCCGGGAAGAUGUGAUGGUCACGGAUGACAUGGAUCAGGUGGACCUGGAGGAUUUCGAUCCCAACGAGCAAACCUACCGGAACAGCGCGGGAGAGGCGUACGAGGAGGACGAGGAGGGUCCCAGAACGGGAGUACAAUGCCAGACAUCUUAAAGCAAGGUGGAAGGGAGGGGACGUCACCUACCAUGUAAAUUUUCACAAUGAAAACUGCAUGGCUGU
This is a messenger RNA of Empidonax traillii (willow flycatcher), 1308 nucleotides long. RefSeq names its product DnaJ heat shock protein family (Hsp40) member A4 (gene DNAJA4). Gene Ontology annotation, biological process: response to heat; protein refolding. NCBI's taxonomy places the organism in Eukaryota, Metazoa, Chordata, Aves, Passeriformes, Tyrannidae. The record is from RefSeq and is a predicted model, not a curated record. Bases 46 to 1242 code for a protein of 398 amino acids. Gene Ontology annotation, cellular component: cytoplasm; cytosol. The transcript is spliced from 7 exons. Gene Ontology annotation, molecular function: ATP binding; Hsp70 protein binding.